Messenger RNA from Spizellomyces punctatus DAOM BR117, 1241 nucleotides. RefSeq lists its product as uncharacterized. The transcript is spliced from 10 exons. The record is from RefSeq and is a predicted model, not a curated record. Lineage: Eukaryota; Fungi; Chytridiomycota; Chytridiomycetes; Spizellomycetales; Spizellomycetaceae. Gene Ontology annotation, cellular component: RAVE complex. The coding region runs from base 144 to 1010 and encodes 288 amino acids.
AAAAGUAUUAAAAAAAGAAGCUGCUCAAAGACCGAUCCCAGCCGUUUAUAAUUUGGCCCAAACUCCGCGCUUGCGUCUGCGCGUUCCGAUAUAACUACAACUCCUACGUGUUGGUACUCUCGAACACUUUUUUGUCUCUCGCCAUGGACGUUGCCUCUGCAACCAAUGUCCCAAAUGCGCCUACGACAUUGUCAAAGGAGGAGUCCGUCCUUAGAGCAGAAUUGCUAUGGAUGCUCGAAACUCAAGCCCCACCGCUGGUCGCAGAAGUUGGAACCAUCAUUAAGACCGGCUUGGCGUGCUGCACUCCCAGUUCCGCCGACGCAGGACCAAAUCAGCGGUCGACCGCCUCUGCAACGCUAGCAGUAACAUCAGCAAAUAGCGACUUGUUGAAGGGAUUCGUUACAAUAGAUGGGACCGCCAUCGUUAAAGGGGAGCUCACGCUAAAACUGCCACAUUACAAUCGAGGGAAUGUAAUAAAAUUAACGAUAAAUUCAGCCAACCCACCCGUCCUGCACCAGGUCCAAACAGCCCGCAACUACCUACUGUUAGCUCUUGAGGCUUUCGAGUCACAACCAAAUGCAGCGCAUGAUCGAGACAGCCUUAUGCAGCUGUUGAACCGUGUGUCAGCCAUUGUCAAGAAAGCCAAAGCUGCGCUCGUUCGAAUCGAUGAGUCAGAUAUCUUUCCAAAUAAGGAGUGUGAUAUCAAGGUAUUCGCACCAGAUUUGCCGGAUGAUCUAGUUGUGGAGUUCCAUGUUAUCCAAUCGAAUCUCGUGGUGUCGGUAUAUGCCUUGAACUUCCAUCAACCGGGCAUUCCGUUGCAGUUUCAGAGCAAAAUCCUGGGGAAGUUCAAAAACAUCAAGCUUGACACAUACAAAGGUCGACCGGUUGAAAUUCUUGAUGAAUUGACCGUGGAAUCUGCAAGUCCCCGUUUGGCUACAUUAGUUCGUUCGAUUGAUACCCUUGACGGCCUUUGUGAGGAGAUGCGGAUCAAGUUGCAAAUAUUGCGAUGAAGGGCAGAAACGUGUUAUUUAGAGGUUGUCCUUGCUAGACAUAGGCUACAAUCCGUUCUAGUCGUUAUGCAGGAAGAACGCCGCCAAUGCUUAGGUAUGAGUAGUGUUCAAAGCAGCGAUGAAUACAGUCUGAAUACAGUCUGGCUCAUUGCCACAGCCCGAGCAUGAAUUGGGUGCCAAUCAGUAAAUUCUGUCUAUCUGCUACUGAACAAUAUAUACAAGAAAUGCUGC